Molecule: messenger RNA, 2412 nt
Organism: Drosophila biarmipes
Lineage: Eukaryota; Metazoa; Arthropoda; Insecta; Diptera; Drosophilidae
Gene: B52
Product: serine-arginine protein 55
Exons: 5
Coding region: 1406-2056 (216 amino acids)
Biological process (GO): alternative mRNA splicing, via spliceosome; mRNA splice site recognition
Cellular component (GO): cytoplasm; nucleus; ribonucleoprotein complex
Molecular function (GO): mRNA binding
Source: RefSeq, a predicted model, not a curated record
AUUCCCUCCUCGGCCUGGGCCAAAACCAUAACCGAACCGGGACCAAACCCCGAUAGAGAAUCGAAUCGAAUCUAAUUGAGUCGCCGUGAGAAAGACCAAACUGUUGACCGGUUCAGAGUGUUUCCCCCAAAAAACCAAUUGAAGUGGUGGAAGCCAGAAAGACAGUCCCCAGAGCAGCCCCAGAUUGGUUUCGAUCUGCGAUCUACGAUCGGCGACCUACGACCUCCACGAUGCGCCAUCGCCGCCGCCUCAUCCAUCCGUCCAUUCCAAACAGAAACAAAAAGAAUAUACACAUAUAUAAGAACAAGUCGAUUAGAAUCGAACCCAAAAGACACGAAACCAAAAUCAGAAAGCAGACGAUGACGAUGACGAUGGACGAUGAUGAGCUGCCCGGGUCAAAAGGCCAGCCCACGUAAGAUGAUUCGAGACGUAGGCUGGCCUCUUGCGUGUUAGGUAUUUAACUCUCUGCUAAAACUAUUCACAAUUUUAACUACCAACAAUAUUAUAUAAAGAAUUGUCAAAUUCCUUAUAGCCAUUGUGAGUGUGAGAGGGUGGUUAGAGAUGAGGAGCUUGCGUUCGCUAAUUCUGAGAUGAUGUGAUGAUGAUGAUGAUGGUCGUGGCGACGAUGAGAUGAGAGAUGAGCAUGUGACGAUGAUCGAUCGAAGACGAUGACGAUACGAUGUGCUGGUCGCGCUGCGCGUUCGUUUACCAACUUUGGCUAGUGCCUCCGAACUUAGUCCUUCCCCCAAAUCCCGGUUCUUCUGGCUUACGGCUUCCGGCACCCGGCUUCCGUCUCCGGCUGAGACUACCGACUAGACAACCAACCCGUUGGAGCAGCGAGAGCAGCGUCCCGAAACGUAUUUCUUAUUUUUACAGUUCGUUUGUGCGUGAGGCGCCGAAGCCGCUGGUGCUGUUGUCCGCCCGCUGCCCGGCAAACUGCUCCAAAAUGCUCCACUCUCUGGCUCUCUGGUGCGGUGGUUCUGGCCAGCGAUGUCUGCUCUGCUCUGAUCUGACCUCCUGACUGUAUCCGGUGGUGUGGCUCCCUCUGAAACGAAACGAAUACCGCAUACCGCUACCGCUACCGCAACACUUGAAUACCUUUUUGCCAUUUAUAAUAUGAUUCUGUUGUACAUGAAAACUAAGAAACAAACAAAGUACCAAAAACCAAUACAAAACCUAACGAGGUCUGGCCGGCCAUCCAUCCGCUCAUCCGCCCGUCUGGCCACUGGUUCACUACUGGCUGCCUGGUCGAGUUAACGAUGUUCGAUCGGACUUUCGAUGAGGUCAUGAGGUGUACUUGGUGUCAUUGGCCCACAGUUACUAGGCAGACAAUCUAAACUCUCGGUGUAGAAACGAUGUGUGUGUCCUCCUCUCUCUGAAAGCGCAUUAAGAUCUGAAGGAUUACAUGCGCCAGGCUGGCGAGGUCACCUAUGCCGAUGCCCACAAGCAGCGCCGUAAUGAGGGCGUGGUCGAGUUUGCCUCGUUGUCGGACAUGAAGACGGCCAUCGAUAAGCUGGAUGAUACCGAGCUGAAUGGCCGGCGCAUCCAUCUGGUCGAGGACCGCCGUGGAGGACGCAGCGGUGGUGGCGGCGGUGGCGGACGUGGACGCUCCCGUUCGUCCAGCUCUCGCUCGCGCUCUCGCUCCCGCAGGCGUUCCCGCUCCCGCCGCUCGUCGCACUCGCGCUCCAAGUCGCGCAGCCGCUCCAAGUCCCGUGGCGGACGCUCCAAGUCCAAGUCGCCGGUCAAGUCUCGUUCUCGCUCCCGCUCGCGUUCCAACAAAUCGCGUGACGUGUCCAAGUCCAAGUCGAAGUCCCACUCCCGCACCCGCUCCCGCUCCCCCAAGCGCGAGCGCGACUCCCGUUCCCGCUCCCGUUCGGUCUCGAAGCGCGAGUCCCGCUCCCGCUCACGUUCCAAGUCCAACCGCCGCGACUCCCGCUCACGCGACCGAUCCGCAUCGGCUGACAACAAGUCGCGUUCCCGCUCGCGCUCCCGCUCGGCCUCGCCCAAGAACGGAAACGCCUCGCCGGACCGCAACAACGAGAGCAUGGACGAUUAGAUUAGUUAGCUGUCCCAUUAAUUUUAAAGCACUUGAUUUUAGACUUCUACUUUAACUAUUCUACGAACAUCAACACUCAGACACCCCUAUUUACCCUGCGCCACUAAAACCAAAACAAUUGAAAAUGAAAUCAUAUACAAAUCCACAACAAUCGGGCCUCGUCAUUUUUGGUUCCCUGGAGAUUACCACUUGCAGGUGCCGUAAGCUGAAAAAUGACAGGGACCUGGUGGAUUGAAUGGCCUCCAGGGAGUACUCUUUGCCCAUGGAUCAUGAGACAUGUACACCACACCAGAACACCUAAAAUUGUCUAUACGAUGAGUAAUUUCAAUAAAUACGGAUACAUUUAAAUUAAACAA